CCGCUCCGUGCCCACGUCUCCUGUGACGCGGCAGCGCCCGCCCGCCCGGGCCGGGGGGAGCGCGGAGAGGCGGAGCGGGGCCGCCCGUCCCUGCCCGUCCCUGCCCGCCCGGCCCCGCACCUGCCCGGGCGCGCAGCGGGGACCGCGCGGGGCCGCGCCGGGCGGGGAUGCGCAGCCCGCGGCGCCAGGAUGCGGGAGGGGAGCGCGGGCGGCCGCGGCGCGGAGAACCGGACGGGCGCCGAGCCCCCGCUGCACCUGUUCCCCGUGCCCGUGCUCACCGGCAUCACCGUAGCCUGCGUCCUGCUCUUCGUCAUCGGGAUCAUCGGCAACCUCAUGACCAUGCUGGUGGUGUCGCGGUUCCGGGACAUGAGGACCACCACCAACUUCUACCUGUCCAGCAUGGCCUUCUCCGACCUGCUCAUCUUCCUCUGCAUGCCCCUGGACCUCUUCCGCCUCUGGCAGUACCGGCCCUGGAACUUCGGGGACCUCCUCUGCAAGCUCUUCCAGUUCAUCAGUGAGAGCUGCACCUACUCCACCAUCCUCAACAUCACGGCGCUCAGCGUGGAGCGGUACGUCGCCAUCUGCUUCCCGCUGCGAGCUAAAGUCAUCAUCACCAAGGGGAAGGUCAAGCUGGUCAUCCUCUUCCUCUGGGCCAUCUCCUUCAUCAGUGCCGGCCCCAUCUUCAUCCUGGUGGGAGUCGAACACGAGAACGGCACGAACCCCCUGAGCACCAACGAGUGCCGAGCCACAGAGUACGCCAUCCGCUCGGGGCUGCUCACCAUCAUGGUCUGGACCUCCAGCAUCUUCUUCUUCCUGCCCGUGUUUUGCCUGACCGUGCUGUACAGCCUCAUCGGGAGGAAGCUCUGGAGGAGGAAGAGAAAGAACAUCGGUCCAAACACUACCAUCAGGGAUAAGAACAACAAGCAAACUGUGAAAAUGUUAGUUGUGGUGGUAUUUGCGUUCAUACUCUGCUGGUUGCCUUUUCACGUAGGACGGUACUUAUUUUCCAAAUCCUUCGAAGCCGGAUCCCUGGAGAUAGCAGUGAUCAGCCAGUACUGCAACCUGGUGUCCUUUGUCCUCUUCUACCUUAGCGCAGCCAUCAACCCCAUCCUCUACAACAUCAUGUCCAGGAAGUACCGCGCGGCCGCCUGCCGCCUGCUGGGACUCAGGGCCCUGCCCAAGAAGAGCCUCUCCAGCAGCAAGCAGGGGAGCUCCCGGGGCUGGACAGAGCCCAGUGUCACCACAUGACAGCGGGCAUCGCCCGCCGAGGCUCCCAGAAAGCCGAAAAGGGAGGGGAAGGUGGCGCGGAGCGGGAACCCCAGCGCUGGACGCGGUGCUUCGGCC
Messenger RNA from Parus major (Great Tit), 1344 nucleotides. It is a transcript of the gene GHSR, whose product is annotated as growth hormone secretagogue receptor. Gene Ontology annotation, biological process: G protein-coupled receptor signaling pathway; hormone-mediated signaling pathway. Bases 190 to 1248 code for a protein of 352 amino acids. Gene Ontology annotation, cellular component: plasma membrane. Gene Ontology annotation, molecular function: growth hormone secretagogue receptor activity. Lineage: Eukaryota; Metazoa; Chordata; Aves; Passeriformes; Paridae. The record is from RefSeq and is a predicted model, not a curated record. The transcript is spliced from 2 exons.